Molecule: messenger RNA, 3531 nt
Organism: Vitrella brassicaformis
Lineage: Eukaryota; Vitrellaceae
Source: the annotation of a GenBank genome assembly
CAGACAUCCAGAGAAUGGUUGAUAGCUACAAGCACGAACAGUGUCACUGCAGCCACGUACGUAUGAUCGAAUGCAUCAACACGUCAACCACACACAUUGAGAGGCAGAGCAUCAUCCAGCCCCCACACGCCACGCAUAGACAUGUCAUGAAUGCGUUGGCAGCCUCACCAGCUGCAGCUCUACAUCUGACCACUCUACGUCGAAGCCGCCACCCGACUCGCUGUCGUCAGCGAUCAGGCCAUAGUGGGCUUUCUCUGCCUGAUGGAUGCACUGCUCGACUACUGAAUGGAAUGCGGCCUCUCUGCCAUCGCCCUUUUCCAAAUUGUGCAGAGCACUCAGGUCGACAAACGCUACCAGCCGAGCGGCUGCAGGCCGCACGGCAGCGAUCAACGCAACGCCAGACGCAACCUCAUCUAUCGUUUCGCUAACAAUCACUUCGACAGUCAUGGAGGCGAUGUGAGGGUAUCGGGCGCAGUCAGAGAUGGCGGGCACCUCUGAACCACACACCGAUGCCCUCACCUCGACGCUCUCUAGCUUGACGUCAGGGGGCAGCUGCGAUAGGCAAAACGCUGCCACGCCCAGGCUCGGCAAACGUGUCAAACUGACUGUCGUGAGCCUGUCUAAGGUGCCCAGCAAUGUGCCCGGGCCAUCGAGCCCCGCAGGCACGCCGUCACACACACCCAGAUCGAGAACGAGGCUGGUGAUGUUGGGCAGGUGGCGAUUGCCACUGGUGGUGUCGCUCCUCGCGGCCAUCCACUGCGGCACACUCGACAAGGCCCGGGAUGACGUCAGCCCCUCCACCGAUACCUUGUUGGCCUUGGUGAAGACCAGCAGGCCGGCCCAUGACUGGUCCAGAGGCCUCCCGCCACACCGCAGAGUCACCUGCACCAAAGCAUGCAGACAAUGAGCAGGGGUGUAUGUGCGUCUCUGUACGGCCUCUUGUCUCGGUGCUGCGUUGCUCACCUCUUUCGCUGUGCUGCUGAUGUCUUUGAUCAUUUUGGCGAUGGGGCCAGUGGGUGCAGGAGGAGAAGUGACGAGGUCCCUGGAGCAGUCGAUAGCCACCUCAUCGACCCUCCAGUCAACCGUGCAGUUGGCCAACGCUGCAGACAGACAGACCCACACACAACAGAGAUGCGUAGCAUUGCAAUCCUCCCGUCUGUCCAUUUGUCGGUUCGUCCUACUAACUUACCUGCCCAGUCGAGGAAGGCAGGGAGGCUUAUAGCAUCAGGGUCUGUGGGAUGGAGCAGCUCAUGGGUGAAGGGAACGGAGAUCUUGUCACCGAACUCCAGGCCGAUCCUCUUCUCAACAUCUGCACACAGCCACAAAAACAAUGCGGCCAGCCUGUCGGUGGUUCCUCUGUCUGUUCUCGCUCGGUGGCUGGCGCACCUUUCAGGCUAUCCUUGGUCCAGAUGGGGUCGAGAGCACGCUUCAGCUUGCCCAGUGUCGACGUGAAGUCGUAGAGGCCGUCCAUCUUAACCCACUCGAUGUCGGUGAGGUGCGGGCAUCCCUGAAUGAGGGAGGCGAAGUCAUCGUCAUCCUCAUCGUCAGCAAACAGCUCCUCGAUCGCUGCAGACAAGGGAGAGGGACAGAGAACUCAUCCAUCGAUGCAGCAGGUGCAUGUGAGAGGUAUGAUUGCUUACACAGUGACUUGAGCUUGGGGGCAUGCUCCACGAUGUCACUGACACCAUGACCACCGUAGCUUCGGUUCCCCGCACGCAGGCGAAGAAGAGAUGGGAAUCGCCACCCUCGAAACCUAAACACACACACACACACACACAGAGGGGAUGAUCAAGACACAGCUGCGGUGUGACCAUGAAGAACAGUCAUGCUUACCCACGGUGAUCUGGCCAGUCUUCGACGUAGAGCUCCUCCAGCUGUGAGAAGGUCACAGUGGGCGGCGAUGUCGAGACGCUGUAGUGGUAAUUCUCGAAGCCCGGGGUGUAGUCGAGCUUCAUGCUCCUCACUGUGUCGCGGGAGGCCUCGAUGCACUCGAGAGGGAAGUCGAGGCCCUUCCAGUGACUGCUGAUGUGCACCGUCCGCAGCCGACCCUGCCACCAGACAGACAGGAGUCAGCUAUGGUCUCGACUUGGUUGGUGCGGUGUGGUGGCGCACCAGUUUCUGCUUCAGUGUUUUGAGGGUGUCUUGCUCUCUCAGCCGCUUGCUCUGCUGUCUGAGGUCCGCCCCGCCCGCCGCCCCCUCCCCGGCCGAGUCGUCCCCUCCCCCCUCCUCAUCGUCUCCCUCCCCUCCCUCCCUUUCUUCAUCCUCCUCUCCCUGGUCGUCGUCGUCGUCUUCUUCUUCUGCUUCAUCAUCAUCAUCAUCAUCCUCCUCCUCACUGCUGCCGUCGCCAUCGACGCUCAGGCUCUCGCCCGUUUGCCAGGCGGUCCUCCGAAUGCCGCCUGAGGGCCGCGCCGCCGCCACCCCCUUCCCCUCCCCUCCAGAGCUCCCCCGGCUACUGCCGUCGCCAUGGACGCCGAUGUCCUCGAACGUCCGUCUGGCGUUCCUCCGAAUGCCCGCAUCCCACCACUGUCGCUCGUCCACACCAAUGACCAAGUGGCGGUACACGCCCCUGGUGUCGUCGGUGACGAGCUGCUUCAUGGCCUGGUUGACGCGGGAGAGGGGCGCGGCGUCUUUGGUGGGCAGGAAGGCCAACACGAUGUGCGCCACGUCGGGCGGCAGGCCGUCCAGACAUGGACGACCGAGCUGAUCACACACACAGGGGCGCACAUGUCAUGUUGUGUGGAUGUUUGGGCUGAUUUGGUGUGGCUUGCCUGGGUUAUUAUGGUGUCUGGUGGGAGGGGUCUGUUGGCGAUGGGCUGAGGGAGUGGCGGCUUGGCGACUUUGACGCUGUCGAGUGUCUUGAUGAGACCCCGCAGCGCGUCGUGUCGCGACGCCACCGACUGCUCCACCGUCAGCAGCUUGUUUGACAGGGCCGGCACCUGCCAACACACACACACACUCACAGACAGAAGGAGAAGGGCGUCUGUGUGUGUGUGUGUGUACCUUGUCGGCCAGUGUGGGCGUGACGUACGGUCGCAUCUCUGACAGCACGGUCGCCGUCUGCGCCUCGAGCGAUUUGAUCUUCUUCAACAAGGGCACCAGCCGACAAACAUUCGCCUUGUCAGCCUGAGAGAAUGAACACACACACGGGCACACACAGAGCCAUCAAGUGUGUCUGCGUGUGUCGUCCAGGCAGGUGGCUGUGCUGCUGACCCAGUCUAUGACGGGAUGCACCUCUUGGUCCGACGGCUGGCCGCCAUCUACAGCUACACCAGUGCUACAUCCUCCACCUGCAUGACGAGAGAGCAUCACACAACAAAGGCAGCAGGCCAUCAAAGAGUGAGUCGGUCUGUUCCCUUCAUGGAUCCUUCUUCUCACCUCCAGAUCCAGCAGCGGGCGAUGAGUCGUCAAGGUCCACACGAGGCCGCUUGCCGGCAUUCUCGUCAGCUCCGCCACACACCUGCAAACCAACAGAAGAUCUGAGUCAGCUGCUCCUCUCUCUCUUGUUCUGUCGUGGUUGGCACCUACCUCCAU